Panonychus citri (citrus red mite) is the source of this 1417-nucleotide messenger RNA. RefSeq lists its product as uncharacterized. The record is from RefSeq and is a predicted model, not a curated record. NCBI's taxonomy places the organism in Eukaryota, Metazoa, Arthropoda, Arachnida, Trombidiformes, Tetranychidae. Bases 189 to 1226 code for a protein of 345 amino acids. The transcript is spliced from 2 exons.
ACAAAUAAACGUCUUGGAUUCGGAUGUAAAAGUGAAGGUGAUGAUGGUCCUGCUGAUUGUGAUGAUUGUGAAGGUUUUGAUUGGUCCAUAAUCUAAAAUAUAGCAAACGAAACAAACAAACAAACAAACAGACAAAAGGAGAUUUAAGUUAAUUUUUUAAUCACGAUAAUUGUUGAAAUUGUUUAUCGAUGAUUACAAAUAACUAUUUCUUUCUUCUGAUUGUUGUUAAACUUUUUAUACGAUUAACUGAUUGUACUAAAGUCUCACCUUUGUUGGACCUUUGUGACGAUGGUAUGAUCGAUACGGCGGUUCGGACAAUCGAUGGGCGAAUUUAUAUUUUCAAGGGAGAAAAUUAUUUCAAUUGGUCAUCUGAUCUGUCGAAACCUUUACUGCCUGAUAGACCGUUGGCUGAUUGGAACAAUUUAAUCACUGGAAUUCAUGCAAGUUUAACGAUUACCGAUCAAUCUAACCGAUUAUUUGGAAAUACUUUUUUCUUCAAGGAAAACCGUUGGUUCCAAUUUUCUAAUCAACAAUUUAUUCGAACUAAUUUAACCAGCUAUUGGAUUGUUGAUCCAAUUCAUGCCAAGUAUAUUCUUCCAAUGUACAAUGAAUCGAUAUUUGGAUUUUUCUCCCUAAUUUCUCCUCGACUUGUAGUUCGAACCAUUUUCGAAUGGUACAAUUUUCAUUCUCCAUUUAAUCCACGUUCCAUUCCCUCAGGUUUCCUGGUUUCAGAUUAUUUUACCAUCGAUUUACUCUCAGUUCGAGCGAUCGUCGAUUUUCCCGAUGAUCGUUGGUUAGUCUUUUUCGACGAUGAAACGAACGGGUACUUUUGUAUUCUCAACUUUCCCGGUGAUCUUUGUAACGAAAUGUUCAUCUGGAAUACUGAUAUUUGUCCCGAUCUGUUGAAUCAAUUCAUCGAAGAUUCAAUUUUCCUUUUAGCAAUUGAGAAAAUACCCUUCGGGUUGGACAGAUUUUUCCUCAUUAUCUCAGCAAUUCUAAUAACCGUUCUAAUCAUCCAGGUCAUUCUAAUCAUUGGCCUGAUCGCGAUAAUCGAUGAUUUCCUAGCGAUUAAAAAUCGAGUGAAAAUUUUCCGCUUUCUUUUAGAUCUACAAAAACAGCCCAAUUUACCUUAUAUUUCCUUCGGUCGUUAUUUACUUCGAACCGCUGAAAUGACCUUUAGCCUAAACGAAAACGAAGAGAGAGAAAAACAGGCUCGAUCAAAUUAAUUCAAAUUUCGAAAAGUUUUUCAAAUCACCCGCCGAACCUUCGUAGUCAUGGUAACAACGAUUCCAAAUUCAAUUCAACUUUUUUUUUAAUUUUCUUUCGUUCUCAUUUAAUUGUAAUCACAAUUAAACUUUUCGUUCUUUAUCAUCAUCAUUAUUAUUACCAAUUAAAUGUUUCUUUUAAACUGAUUAAG